ACCCAGCAUGCUUGUACCCUCCACAGGACCAGCCGCCAUGGCACACUGCAAGACAGAGCAGGAUGACUGGCUGCUGGCCCACCUGAAGUACCUGCUCUUCAUCUUCAACUUCUUCUUCUGGGUAGGUGGGGCAGCUGUCAUGGCUGUGGGCAUCUGGACACUGGUGGAGAAGAGCGGUUACCUCAGCAUCUUGGCUUCCAGCACAUUCGCCGCCUCUGCCUACAUCCUCAUCUUUGCUGGUGCUCUCGUCAUGACAACUGGCUUCCUGGGCUUCGGGGCCAUCGUCCGGGAGCAGAAGGGCUGUCUCUCUAUGUAUUUCUGCCUGUUGCUGGUCAUCUUCCUGGUGGAGCUGGUGGCAGGAGUCCUGGCACAUGUGUACUACCAGAGGCUGAGUGACGAGCUAAAGCAGCACCUGAACAGCACCCUGACUGAGCACUACGGGCAGCCGUGGGCCGCAGACAUCACAGCCUCGGUGGACCGGCUGCAGCAGGAUUUCAAAUGCUGCGGCAGUAACAGCUCGGCCGACUGGCAGCACAGCACAUACAUCUUAUCUCAGGAAGCCCAGGGUCGCCGGGUGCCCGACAGCUGCUGCAAGACAGUGGUGGUGCACUGUGGCCAGCGGGCCCACCCCUCCAACAUCUACAAGGUAGAGGGGGGCUGCAUGGCCAAGCUGGAGCAGUUCCUGGCUGACCACCUGCUGCUCAUGGGCGCAGUGGGCAUCGGGGUGGCCUGUCUUCAGAUCUGCGGGAUGGUUCUCACCUGCUGCUUGCACCGAAGGCUCCAGAAACACUUUUAUUAAAGGAUGUCCCUCUAGCCUGCUGACUGCCCCCACAAAAGGACCCACAUCCCCAAACCCUGAACCAGGCCUGCAAAGU
This is a messenger RNA of Phodopus roborovskii (desert hamster), 875 nucleotides long. RefSeq names its product tetraspanin 11 (gene Tspan11). The transcript is spliced from 7 exons. Lineage: Eukaryota; Metazoa; Chordata; Mammalia; Rodentia; Cricetidae. Gene Ontology annotation, cellular component: membrane. Bases 8 to 799 code for a protein of 263 amino acids. The record is from RefSeq and is a predicted model, not a curated record.